Messenger RNA from Vitis riparia (riverbank grape), 914 nucleotides. Its product is annotated as histidine-containing phosphotransfer protein 1-like. NCBI's taxonomy places the organism in Eukaryota, Viridiplantae, Streptophyta, Magnoliopsida, Vitales, Vitaceae. The coding region runs from base 254 to 706 and encodes 150 amino acids. Gene Ontology annotation, molecular function: protein histidine kinase binding; histidine phosphotransfer kinase activity. Gene Ontology annotation, biological process: cytokinin-activated signaling pathway; phosphorelay signal transduction system; phosphorylation. The record is from RefSeq and is a predicted model, not a curated record. Gene Ontology annotation, cellular component: nucleus; cytoplasm. The transcript has 6 exons.
UAAAUGAUGGGUUGGCAGAGGGAAGCAAAGGAACAGAAGCACAAAUCCAGAGAGGUGAAAAAGGGUGUGGGGGGACUAUAUAUACUGUAAACAUAUUACCACAAAAGCAGGAAUCUUUGGAUUUCUAUGCUUUCCUCCUACCAAAGCACUUUCUGAGUCUUGAGUCUUACUAAGAGACAAUUGAUAAUUCUUUGUUCUAUGCAAUGAACCUAUAAGAUCUGCAAAUUGAGUGAAGAACUUGAGAGCAGCUACCAUGGAUGGUGUGGUUCAGUUGCAAAGGCAGUUGCUUGACUACACAACCCUACUGUUUCAAGAGGGAUUCCUAAAUGAUCAGUUUACCCAACUUCAGCAACUCCAAGAUGAGACCAACCCAGACUUUGUGGUUGAAGUGGUGUCUCUCUUCUUUGAAGAUUCUGAGAGGCUUCUUAAUGAACUGGCCAACACCCUAGAUCAGCAGAGUAUAGAUUUCAGGAAGGUGGAUUCGCAUGUUCACCAGUUGAAGGGUAGCAGCUCAAGCAUUGGUGCACAGCGAGUUCAAAAUGUCUGCAUUGCCUUCCGCAACUUCUGUGAUGCACAGAAUACUGAAGGGUGCCUGAAAUGCCUGCAACAGGUAAAGAAUGAGUAUGCCCUUGUAAAGAACAAGCUUGAGACUCUGUUCCAGCUGGAGCAACAAAUUUUGGCAGCUGGUGGAUCAAUUCCUAUGUAGUAAAAGGCAAUAGGCUGUCAUCCAUGGUGAGCAAGAGGACAAAUGGCAUAUUGGAUUUGUAGAGAAGUUUCUUCUGCCUUUCUUUUUCUCCUUUUUCCUUUCAAGGUGAUUACUAGAGGGUUAUGACGACUUUUGAGCUUGAGGUUGUACUAUAUCAAUGGAUGAAUAAUGACUGAAUGUGAAUCAAUGGCAUCACCUUUCUUCUCAA